AUGAUCGAGCUAGGUGUAUCGGGCAGGCUCGCAAUCGUGUGUGCCCCACAGGAACUCAUGUUCUCAAGCGUCGUAACGGAAGCAAGCGUACCCACCGCGGUGGGCACUUGUAGCACCAACUAUGUACGACGUGGCAGUGUAGCUACCACAGCUGAGGUUGCUGUCUCGCAGCAGUGGAUUCGCAAACGAUCCCCUGGCAACGUAGAUGAUGCGGCGGGCGUUGGCGCUGUGGGUGGCCUGACCUUCUUCACCGAUGUCGUGAAGUCUCACGUGGACGAGAGCGGCACACUCACCCGGAUAUAG
This is a messenger RNA of Prorocentrum cordatum, 303 nucleotides long. Lineage: Eukaryota; Dinophyceae; Prorocentrales; Prorocentraceae. The record is from the annotation of a GenBank genome assembly.